Myotis lucifugus (little brown bat) is the source of this 1650-nucleotide messenger RNA. Its product is annotated as zinc finger protein 551-like. Gene Ontology annotation, biological process: regulation of DNA-templated transcription. The record is from RefSeq and is a predicted model, not a curated record. Bases 1 to 1650 code for a protein of 549 amino acids. NCBI's taxonomy places the organism in Eukaryota, Metazoa, Chordata, Mammalia, Chiroptera, Vespertilionidae. The transcript has 2 exons.
AUGAACUUUGAGGACAUGGCCAUUGCCUUCUCUCAGGAGGAGUGGGAGAUCCUUGAGGAGGCUCAGAGACGUCUGUACUGUGACGUGAUGCUGGAAGUGUUUGCUCUUGUAGCAUCUGUAGGUUGUAGGCAUAAAAUGAAUGAUGAGGAGGCCUAUUCUGAUCAGAGUGUAUCCAUAGAAGAAGAGUCACAUGUCAGGGAUUCUGAGACAGCUUCAGCAUCCCAGAAGUCGCAUUCCUGUAAACAGUGUUUCUCAGCGUUAAAAGAUAUUAUGCACCUGACUGAGUCACAAGCAGAAUACUUUGAGCACAAAUGCUUCUUCAGUGAGGCAUGUGUGACAGACUUCUGUUUCAGUGCAAACCCUCACCAGCAACAGAGGGAUGCUAGUGGAGAGAUGUCCUGGAAAGUAGCUAUGAACAGGCCCUCAUUUGUGACCAGAAGCAGCUUCUACUUAUCAGAGGUGCCUUCAAAGAACAGGGAGGUUAGGAAAGACGUCCAAGCUCCCUCAGAGCUUCUCCAGCCCCAGGCUUCUCAGAACACCGAGGAGCCACACUGUGGCAGUGAGGUUUCACAAGAAUAUCUCAGUGCAAAAAGUCAUCACCAGUGGGCUGAAUGUGAAAUAGCUGCCGGUCAGAAACAGAAAGUUGUUGAAUCUCAGAGUGUCUCUUCUGAAGAAUUGAUUUAUGAGUUUGACACAUGUAGGAAAGUUUUUAGACGAAUCUUUAACCUCAUUCAACAUAAGAGAGUUGACACCAGAGAAAAGCCAUAUACAUGUACAGAUUGUGGGAAGUCCUUCAGUCAGAGUUCUAACCUCAUUCAUCAUCAGAGAAUUCACACUGGAGAAAAGCCUUAUAAGUGUAGUGAAUGUGGGAAGUCCUUCAGAUAUAAGUCUGAGGUCAAUAAACACCAGCGAAUUCACACAGGAGAAAAGCCAUAUGAAUGUACAGACUGUGGGAAGUCCUUCAGUCAGAGUUCUAAACUCAUUCAACAUCAGAGAAUUCACACUGGAGAAAAGCCUUAUAAGUGUAGUGAAUGUGGGAAGUCCUUCAGAUAUAAGUCUGAGGUCAAUAAACACCAGCGAAUUCACACAGGAGAAAAGCCAUAUGAAUGUACAGACUGUGGGAAGUCCUUCAGUCAGAGUUCUAAACUCAUUCAACAUCAGAGAAUUCACACUGGAGAAAAGCCUUAUAAGUGUAGUGAAUGUGGGCAGUCCUUCAGAUAUACAUCUGAUGUCAAAAAACACCAGCGAAUUCACACUGGAGAACAGCCAUAUGGGUGUACAGAUUGUGGAAAGUCCUUCAGUCAGAGUUCUGCCCUCAUUCGCCAUCGGAGAAUUCACACUGGAGAAAAGCCAUAUGGGUGUACAGAUUGUGGAAAGUCCUUCCGUCAGAGUUCUGCCCUCAUUCGCCAUCAGAGAAUUCACACUGGAGAAAAGCCUUAUGCAUGUAGAUAUUGUAGAAAAUCUUUCAGAUAUAAGUCUGAUGUCACUAAUCACCAGCGAGUUCACACUGGAGAAAAUCCAUAUCAGUGUAAAGACUGUGGGAAGUCCUUCAGUAAGAGUUCCAUCCUCAUCCAACAUCAGAGAAUUCACACUGGAGAAAAGCCUUAUGAAUGCACAGAUUGUGGGGACUCAUUUACCCAAAAAAUGUAG